AUGGCUGGGGUCCUGACGAACUCGGUAGACGAUGCUCUCGAAUGGCUUGAAGAUGUAGCCAAAGCUGGAGCUCAGUGGGGCCUUGUGCUUGUUCCUGGGUAUUUCGGUGGGGCUGCAAACCAGGAGAACCUGAAGGAGUGGUACAGAUUGGUCGCAGAUUCAAGCCCGAUUCCGAUACUUAUAUACAACUAUCCAGGAGUCACGAAUAACAUUAUGGUCAGCCUCGAGACUUACACCGAACUCGCGGCCCACCCUAACAUUGUUGGCUGCAAAAUGUCCCACGGAAACGUCUCGCAUCACUUGCAAGUCUCUUUGGACCCAGCCAUCGACCACGAAAACUUCCGUGUAUACAGUGGAUUUGGACAACAGCUAGGCCCAAUCGUCUUGUUUGGAGCGGCAGGCGUUAUUGAUGGUCUCGCUGCGAUAUACCCCGCUACGGUAUCACGGCUUUUCGAGCUCUCCAUAAAGCGCCCUGUCGAGCCAGAUAACUUGAAGGAAAUACAAAGGUUACAAUUUAUUGUCAGUCGGGCUGAAGAGUUUGUAGGAAAGUGGGGAAUAGUUGGAAUCAAGGAGGGCGUAUAUCAGGUUUUGAAGAUGGGAAACUUGCAAGGUGGAAGGUUGCCUUUGAAGGGACGUAUUCCAGAGGGGGAGUGGGAAGCAUGGAGUGUUGCUACAAAUGCAAUGAAGGAGAAUGAGGUGGUUUUAGAAAAGAAGUAG
This is a messenger RNA of Lachnellula hyalina, 717 nucleotides long. Its product is annotated as putative 4-hydroxy-2-oxoglutarate aldolase, mitochondrial. Gene Ontology annotation, molecular function: 4-hydroxy-tetrahydrodipicolinate synthase activity. The record is from RefSeq and is a predicted model, not a curated record. Bases 1 to 717 code for a protein of 238 amino acids. The transcript has 2 exons. NCBI's taxonomy places the organism in Eukaryota, Fungi, Ascomycota, Leotiomycetes, Helotiales, Lachnaceae.